AUGCCACGCAAACGCUCCGCGAUCAAGAACACACUGUCGCUGCCGUCGCAAUGGCUACAAAUGUACGAUGAGUUCAUUGCCAAGAACGCACACCAGGUGUCACAGAUUGAGUCGACAUUACGAUCACUGACUUACAUUAUCCCCGGCCGCUUCCGCGACGCCGAAAUUGCCUCCGAGUCGAUCCACAGCGCAGCCCAGCUACUCUCGCUAUACCGCGACACCCUCCUCCGGCGGGUGCACACUCUCGCGAAGCUCCCCGUUCCACCCUCCCUCUCCCAGCCGCCGUCCGCGCACUCCCGGUAUACACGCUUCUGGACGCUCAAGAGCGCCCUCUACCGGCGCGUCGCCUACGUGCUGCAAAUCGUCCAGUAUGUCGAGCUGCUGUGCGAGAUGGCCGCCAAGCGGCGCGGCGAGCAGACGCGCUGGCGCGUCGUUGUCCUCCUCGAGGCCGUCAAGGCCUUUUGCAAACUACUCCUGAUGAGGAUAACGCGGUCGCGGCCGCUCGUGACGCCCAUCCUGCCCGAGCGGGAACCGAUACCCGACGAGCCGUCCGGGGACGAAGCUCCGGAGUUUGGGAUGCUAGAAGAAGACGACGAGGACCGGAGGAACGGGACCGCCAACGGCGGCGCAUAUGCCAACGGAUCAGCGCAUCAGCACAACGACCCAUCCCAGCUCGGCCCCAACGGGGAGUGGACCAUGCCCCGCACCGGCAUGACAUUGCCAUCCCUUCCCGCGCCGGGCGACACGAGCGGCUAUCUGCUCUCGCGGGUACUGACGGCCGAUGACAUCAAGCCGGCCGCAAAGCUGCUCAACCGACUGCAGGGGCAAGCGCAGGCGGCCGAGAUCCUGCACAUCCUGGCGCCGCUGAUCUUUGCCGUGGCGCUGACGCGCAGCAAGAACAAGCGCAAGGCCUGGACGCCGUGGCUGCUGGGCAUCGGGGCCGAGCUCGCCGCGCGGCAGCUGAGGGAACGCGGACUGCGGACGACGCCGCUCGAGCGCGACGAGUGGAGCAGGCGCGGCUGGGCCAUGGGGUGGUGGGCGAUGCGCGGCGCGUUUUACGAGAAUGUCACCAAGGGCGUGGUGGAGGGCGUCCGCAGGCGGAUGCCCGGGUUGUUGGCGGGUAUUCUGGAGGACUACGAGUAUCUGUGGGAGAACUACUACUUCAGCACCAGUUCGUGA
Parathielavia appendiculata is the source of this 1179-nucleotide messenger RNA. Its product is annotated as peroxisomal membrane protein pex16-like protein. Gene Ontology annotation, biological process: peroxisome organization. Bases 1 to 1179 code for a protein of 392 amino acids. The transcript has 2 exons. The record is from RefSeq and is a predicted model, not a curated record. NCBI's taxonomy places the organism in Eukaryota, Fungi, Ascomycota, Sordariomycetes, Sordariales, Chaetomiaceae. Gene Ontology annotation, cellular component: peroxisomal membrane.